Messenger RNA from Ruditapes philippinarum (Manila clam), 6656 nucleotides. Its product is annotated as CD151 antigen-like. NCBI's taxonomy places the organism in Eukaryota, Metazoa, Mollusca, Bivalvia, Venerida, Veneridae. Gene Ontology annotation, cellular component: membrane. The record is from RefSeq and is a predicted model, not a curated record. The transcript is spliced from 7 exons. The coding region runs from base 59 to 853 and encodes 264 amino acids.
AAUUUCCUGACACCUGUGAAUUUUUAUUGUUUUUAUUGGAUUUAGAGAGGUUACAACCAUGCAGCAACACAAUGGAAGUCAACCUCCAAGCAGUCCAGCUAAGAAUAGGAGGAAAAAUCCUGAUUAUUGUGGAAAGACAUUCCUUAGGAAUGUUCUCUAUGUGUUUAAUCUGGUCUUCUUUUUUUCUGGCGCUGCCUUUUUAGCAGUGGGUCUGUACAUUUUGUUAAGUAGACACUCUUUUGUAAGUCUGCUUGGUGGAGCAAUGUUUCCUGUGACAACCUACCUUAUUGUGGCAACAGGUGUCCUUAUUAUUGUCAUUGGCUGUGUAGGAUGUUUCGGAGCUUGCCAGGAGAACAGAUGUCUCCUCUUUACUUAUGCAUCUUUUCUAUUGGUUAUAUUUCUACUUGAGGCAGUAGCCGGAGUACUGGCAUACAUGUAUAAUGGUGUGAUAAGUGAAGAGUUAACAAGAAAUUUGAAUGAAACAAUGAUGGAGAAAUACAACUUUGAUGUCAAAGUUACAAAAGCAAUAGAUGAUAUGCAGCAAGAGUUUUUCUGCUGUGGAUCAAAUUCAUUUGAAGACUGGAAAUAUUCUAAAUGGUUGAAGGAAAACAAAGAUGAACAGCACAAGACACCUGACAGUUGUUGUAAGUCUGAAGAUCAACUAUGUGCUAUCAGGGACCAUCCAUCCAAUAUAAACUAUUUGGGUUGCAGUAGAAGGUUAGAACAGGUUACGAAGGAAUCUCUCAUUCUUAUUGGUGGAAUUGCUCUCGGAUUUUGUUUUAUACAAGUAUUUGGUAUCAUCUUCUCUUGUUGUCUCAUCCGAAAGAUCAAAGAAGCCAAGUAUCGUUACUGACAACGAGACAGAGUCAAGCUUAGAGUACAGUUCAGACCUAGAUCUGCUUUCAAUAACUGAUGACUAAUAAAAGCUGCUUUUAGUAGCAAUUAAUACAGUUCAUGUUCCCUUUAGGAAUAACAAAAUAAAGUAUUAGGAAAUGAGAGCAUCAAAAAAUGGCUUUUAACUAUAUUUUAUUAUUAUUUUUAUGCAAAGAAAAAAAAUUCUGACAUUACAGAAGAUUUCAAUCUGAAGGUAAUAUGCAUGUUUUGUGUACAUUAUGUCAACACAGUGUAGUCAGAUAUUUAACAUAUUUUUCUGUUGGUGAUUAUCUGAUACACAAAUUUAUAGGUAAUGAAUUACUUUUGUAGCAUAAUUAAAUGAUAAAGAUAUGAUUUGGUAAAAAAUCUGCAGAAUAUAUAGGUGUCAAGAUAAGUUGCCAAAUUAUUGCCAAUAAAUUGUUUGCCAAUGAAUUAAUGUACUUUCAGAUAUAUUAUAAUGAUAUUAAUGAAUAUAGAAUUAUUUAAUGUGAUUUUAAUCACUGUGUAGACAAGUUUCAGAUAAAGAAUAUUCAUGUAUUAAAAGACGUGGUGGCACAUUGAUUUAGAUUAGUAAACAUCAUUUUCCUUGACUGAAUUAGAAUAUUCUGGAUAUGGACUAUAAAUGUACUGUUGAGAUUUGUGUUUAAGGUGACUCAUUCAUUAUUAGAUAUUGAACUUUAGUCAUACUGCUAUUGUUUUAAAGGGGUGUCCGUGUCCGUGGCUGAGUGGUUAAGGUCAUUGGCUAAAAACCAAUUGUCCCUCACUGCUGUGUGUUCAAAUUCCGACAUGUGAGGAAGCUAUUGAGCCAGCUAAUGGAUCGUCAGUGGUUCUACUCAGGUGCCUGUUAGUGCCGGAAAUAAUGCACGGAAGGGCACCUUAGGUCUUCCUCCACCAGUAAAGCUUGAACAUUGCCAUAUGACCUAUACUGUGUUGGUGUGUUGUAAAACCCAAACAAACAAUCUUUUCGAAGUCAAACACAGGGUCAAGAGUCAAGUGAUAUCUCGUCAACACUCUACCUUAUGACAUGAUAAAUUUGACAAAUCUUAGAUGACUAAAUUGGUAUUAAGAAUUGUACAAUGAUGUAUGUGUCACCCUAAACUGUUUAUUUUUGCAUAAUCAGACAAAAAAAUGGAUGAUGUAUGUGUCACCUUAAAUUGUUGCUUUUUACAUAAACAGACAAAAAAAUGCAUAGUAGCUAGAUAAGUUGUUAGCAAAAAUUAUUCAUGGAUUUUGUUAUUUCCAGAUUUUAUGUUUUUUGUAUUGCUGUAGCUAGGUUAAGAUGUGUUGUUUUGGUUACAAUUGCGGAGAAAGAUUGAAUUCUAGAUUGAUGCCAACGUCAAAUUUUACCCCACUACUUUGUCUACAUUGAAGACAAAAUUAUUGAUUUUUGCUGACAAAUAUUUGAUUAUGAUAAUAUUAUUGCACAUUUGUUUUUCAAAUAUCUGUAAAAGGUUGAAUUCUGAGCUGUAUUCUAGUUUGACUUUGAUGAUAAUUAUACAUAUAGUUAUAAGGUUUAUGCAAACCUUUUGAAGUUCAACAUUCUACAAUACUUAGUUAUCUAAGUUUUAGGAUUUUUUUCAUGAAUUUGAUACAAUUAUGGACAAAGUACUUAUUUCGUUCAAGGUAUAUUGUAUAUUGUUCUUUUAGUCCACACAAAACUUACAGAGCGAGCAUUUCCUGGUUUAAAUUAGCAAGAAUAGAAUGUUAUGGGCUUUAUAAUAAUAUGAAAUUGAACAACCAAUAGUAUGGAGUUAAAUCAACAUUGACUGGUCCAGCUGUGAAGAUGUGCUGUCUUGUUGCCAUAUUUAUAAUACAUAGAGGAUAUUCAAGUUUUUUCUAUUUAAGCGGUAUGAAAAUAAAUAUUUCAUGAGUGGAGGUAGCCACAAAUGAAAUAUGAUAAUUUGCAUAUCACAAGAUGAAAGUAAGUCGUGUAUUUAUAAAAAAAACUUGAAUUUUCUUUUUGUUAUAUACAUUUUUCACUUUUUAGACAUUACAAUUUGAAAAACUUCCACUUGAUUUUUGUGUAUUUGCUGAAUUUAGAAAAAAGAAGUCCGGCAAGACACCUGUGAAAAUUUGAAAAAUAUGUUUCACUGCAGUGACAACUGAAUUUUUACUGUGAAAGACAGAAAAUGAAAAUACGCAUUUUAUUUCAUCAAUAUUUCUCAAUAUUUCAUUUGAAAGUUUAUAAUAAAGUGAAAAAUUUGAAAGAUUCAUUUGAAAAAAAGAAUUUAUGUUCCAUUUGGUAAAAAUUUGUAAGAUGUGGCUUAAUAAAACCGUCAGUAAAUAUAGUGGAUUAAACUUUAACCUAUAAUUAAAAAACGUACAGUCUUAUAUAUGCAAGUCACGAGUUGUUUUUUACUCUUAAUAAUUCAGAAACUAUUUUUAUGGAAAUCAGAAACUAUUUUUAUAGAAUUACCUUGAUAACAGUACUUAUUUCUUAGUAACAUAUGAACUAUAAAACAGACAAUUGAGAGAGAUUAUGUUGAAAUUUUGUGUUCAUUAUUUGUUCUGUAGAUUUACGCAAUACUUUUUAGGAAAAUGACCAGUUAGAGUUUAAACCUUAACUAGUCUUUUUCUCUUUGUAAUAAUCCUUGUUUAUAUAAAAAACGAACUUGAAAAGACUUGAAGCUUAUUAAAUUAUUUGCCACUUUAGCAUUGAAAGUUAAAAUGAAAAAAGUAUGAGAUGUAUAAUGAUAAUAUAUUAAUUGUAGACAUUCAAAUAUAUAAGUAUUCGGUUGAUAGUUCAACAAAUAAUUGCCAGUAAUUUAAUAUGUGUUAUACUGAUUAUUAUUUUUUACCUUUCUUUUUUCUUUUUGGUUGAAAUUAUGUUUAUUUUUAUAUGUGUACAUGUAUGUCACAGUAAAUUAAUAAAUAUAUUAUUAUCAUCAUUAUUAUUAUAAGCUUUAAGCCGUAAUCUCAUACAGUUUGACAAAAUUUUGAUAAGUUUCAAAUAUGGAUAUUCAUACGAAUGAUAUGAUUAUAUUUCAAUUAACCUGUCAAAAUUCAAAAAUCAUUAUAAAAUAUGCUUUCAAAACCAAUAUUUUGUCAAUUAUUCAUGUUUAGAGUUAAUAUUUAUUUUAUAAACCAAUAAAAUAAGCAAAUAACUGUUAUUAAAAACCAAUUAACAAACUUGAUAGUGCCAAAGCUUUUUAUAGUAAGCAAUAUUAACCUUAUAUUGUGUAUAUAGUGUAUCAUACAAUAAUAAAUUUGUUUGUAUAACAUAUAAUGUAUAUAUUUAAAUCUGCCGUUAACUACUUUUUUCUCUAUGCAAAUGAGUAUUAGUAUAUUUUAUACAAUUCUUCGGGUUAUUUUUGUAGACUAUGAAUAUAUCCUUCCUUACUUUCUAACAAAUCUGUUGAAUAAUAAUAACUCACUCCUGAUUAAACAGUCUACCAUAUGUUUAACACGUAUAAUAUUUCAAUUAAUUAUUUUUAAUUAUUUUUUUUUUCAAAUAUUCAUAACUGAGAAAAAAUGUCAGUCGAUUCAUUUAUUGUGCACAAACUAAUGUAUGUAGUGUAUGUCUUUGUUAAGAACCUUGUGUAGUGCGUUCUUAAAAAAUUUACAGACUCAUAGACUUAUAGUUACUCUGUUUAUUGUUAAUUGAACACGUCAGAAUUGCAUUGUUUAUUGUAAAUUGAACUGCACUUAUUGAAUUAUUUUUUUAAUAAGGAAAGGAAAAUUAUGUUGUUAAUUGGGCUUAAAUGGCUGCGGGUUUAUCACAAUAGAUGUAAGAAUAAUUUUCUCUUUUCUUGCCAUAUUCCCAUUUGUUUAUGUCAGUCUUACAUCUCAUAGAUAAGAUUUGAUAAUGUUACCAUAAGUGUAUGACAUUAGUUUUUGUAUUAUCGCAUAACCCUGAUCAAAGUUUAAAGCAGCACGCCUUCAGAUUCAUGCUAAUUUCAUGAUUUUUUUAUUUUUUUGAAGUAAAAUAUUGUGAAGUGAAAACAGAAAAGUCAUUUUCACAUUGCAAACAGCACUCAAUCCAUUUAAAUUAUCAAUAAGAGGUCAAUAUAUGCAAAAAAACUUUUACUGCAUUAGUCAUGCAUUAGCAAUAUGGUGGUCAAUACUGCAAAAUCAGUCAUUAGUCACAUGUAAAUUAUGUAAUGUAAAUUAUUUAUUGAAUCUUGAUUCUUUAUACUUUUCUUAAAAUGUUAGAACAUUUUCCUUAAGUUUGACAUAUCUUGAAAUAUUUUGGCUCAUCUGGAGGCAUGUAGCUUUAAAUAGCUUCAAACAUUCCAAUAUGCUAAAACAGUUCCAGCCUCCUGCUUUAGCGUGAUUCAUACAAAAUGUACCUGAUGUUAAUAUGUAAAUCAAAUGUGAUAAUGAUAUAUGAUUUAUUCAUUACAUCUGUUAGCUUUUAGGAUUUUGUUGGAGUUUUUUGUGUGUAAAUUAGUUUGUAAUUUGUUUUCAAAGGUGUCAUGGAUUAUUUUUUGCCCUCUUGAACAAUGUUUUAUUUGAUAUUAUUUAGAAUUUUGUUAAUAAACGGUUGUGAAAUGAUGUGAUAGAUACAAAAUAAAAGGAAAAAAAGUAUCAAGUAGAUGUACUAAACAAAAUUGCUAGUGCUCUGAUUUCAAACUUGCAAGGAAUAACUAUAUACCCAAAUGUUUUCCAAAUCAUUACUUUAUAUUUUCUUACCAGGUUUCUCAUGGCACUUUCAUUUCUUGACCAUUGUCUAAGAUAUUUAGAUGCAUUGCAUAGAUGUCUACUCUUGAAAAGGGUUUGAGGUUGAUAUAGACUAGGUCACUGGGGCUAGACAAUUCAUAAUAUUGCAUAAAAGUUUGUUCAACAUAGAAACCAGGUCUCUGGGUAUUGAGAGUAUACCUCAGGUCUCCCUCCACUAGUUAAUCUUAGGUUUCUUAACACUUAAUCAUUUAGAAAAGAUGCCAUAUGUUUGUCAUCCACAGUGAACAUUUGACUUUUACACUGAAAAGUCAGCCUUCCACAACCAGUCAGAUACUGACGAAAGAGCAACUGUGUACAAGUAUUGUAAGCUGGUGGACGGUGUUCUUUGUCAGUAUUAAUAGAAUCUCAAGUUUGUUUUCAGAAGCUUUUAAAGUUUGUUUUCAGAAGCUUUUAUUAAAAGAAAAUGCAUAUGUUUGUAUUUGAGCAAAAAUGUUUUUUUUUAUGACAUUUAAUUUUGCUUCCUAUAACUAUUAGUGCACACUAAAGAAUACAUUUGAGUAAACAAUACAAAAAUAAAUAUUAGAUUAUAGGAAAAAAAACUGGUAAAUUUUUUAAGGAGUCCACCUCUGAAUGCUAGCUUUUCAGUGGAAAUUAGAUAAAAUACAUUUUCUAUGAAAUAUUAAGUGUAAUUUCUUUUGUUUUAUGUUCUUAGAUUAAAUUUAAAUUUGUUUACAUUCAAGGAAAGAUGAUAUGAUGUAGAUAUAGUUAUUUCUAAAUCUUAAUUGAAUACUCUGUGAAUAUAUGUCCUCAAUGUUUACUUCUAUCAAUGUUUAAUUUAAGACUUCAAAUUCCCGAAAGUCUAAUGUAUUUCUCAAACAUCUGUGCCUUUAAGAUAAAAUAUGCAUAAAUAUGUACAGAAGUAGCAAAAAAUGUCAAGUUUUAAAUACAUUUUUUUCUUUGGGAAAUGUUGUUAUCGUUUCCAACAUUACCUGAAAUUACAAAUUGGAUCAUUAAUUGAAAUGUAAAUGAGGACGACUGAUCACAACAUGGCUAGCAAGGAUUUUAUUUAUUUAGCAGUUAAUAUCGAGAUAUAUGCAUGUUAUUUUGUAUAACUUGUAUUAAAUUUGUAUCAUUUUUUUUGUUUAAUAAAUUUAUAAGAAUAA